Molecule: messenger RNA, 660 nt
Organism: Fragaria vesca subsp. vesca
Lineage: Eukaryota; Viridiplantae; Streptophyta; Magnoliopsida; Rosales; Rosaceae
Product: transmembrane protein 97-like
Exons: 2
Coding region: 45-596 (183 amino acids)
Cellular component (GO): endoplasmic reticulum
Source: RefSeq, a predicted model, not a curated record
GAACAGCAAAAUAACCAAGCAAGUUCAACUCUGAGCCUCAAAAGAUGGGUGCUAUAAUGAAGCUAGUCGAUGCUGUACUGUGUUUGUUCUUCAUCAUAAUGAUAGUGUCGCCUAUGGUGCACGCGCAGUUUGUUCUGCCUCUGAGCCUCUUCCCGGAGUGGAUGGUGGAGCAGAAGAAGUGGUAUAUGCGCGAGUUCAAUGACUAUUUCUAUGUCGAGAAGCCUGAUUUCUUUAUUGGUCUGGUAUUGGUUGAGCUUCUGUUCCAGUGGCCUCUUGCCCUUGCCAUCUUGUACGGCAUGUUGAGUUCCAAGAAUUGGUACAACACCACCUGCUUGGUUCAUGGUGCCUCUUUCUUCACCACCAUGGUGACAGCAUUAGCAGGACUCAUUGGAUCAGGCAAGGCAUCUGAUAAGGUCUUAACCUUGUACUACACUUUCUUGGGGUUCGCUGUUCUGACCCUGCUUCGUGGGUUGAUGCCACCACCAACUACUUCAAACAAUGACAAAGCAAGAAGAAAAAGGAUUGGCGCACCGAAGAAAAUGAUAGUGUACUCACAGAUUUCUUUCUUUGUUUCAAUAAUUCUUUUACAUGUUUGAAUUACAUGAGGGAUAGAGUUCCAAAUCUAUAACCAUUCUUAUCAAUUAGUUUGAGAGUUUGAUG